Messenger RNA from Xyrichtys novacula (pearly razorfish), 816 nucleotides. The record is from the annotation of a GenBank genome assembly. NCBI's taxonomy places the organism in Eukaryota, Metazoa, Chordata, Actinopteri, Labriformes, Labridae.
AUGAUCUGGGAUCCUGUUAGUCCAGGUCCUGGACUCUGAGAAACGGUUCUCCUGGAGAGUUUGUGAAAAUAAAGAACAAAUUCAUCAUCUGAGAGGAGGUCCGAACAGAACUCUGCUGCAGAACCCGACCCUGACUGAACCCACCCCAUCUGGACCUGUUUCUAAAACCUGGACUAGUCUCUGAGCAGUUCUGGGUCAGUCCAGGGUCUAAGACUCGGACCACCGUCUGCUGCAGGUCUCUGAAAAACCGUCUCUUUGAGCGUCUCUACAGGAACUCUGAGAACCCGGGUCGGUCUGCAGGAUCUACACAGACCGACCCGGGUCCUCAGAGCAGUUCUGAGUCUGUAAAGGGACAAAAAACGUCUCUGGACCAGACUGCAGGGUUCUCUGUAAACCUCCACAGACGGCUCAAAGCUGAUCCGCAUCAAAACCUCAGACUCGGGUCCAACUAAAGACCCGCCUCUUUGUCUUCUCCGACACCAAUCAUGUCCUUCGUCCUCCGCUAAGACGUCUCAUCAGUCUUCGAGGACGGGGACCCUUAGAGGAUCGGUUUUUGAUGGUGGUUUUUCUGGGCGGGGGGCCAGUUUACUCCAAACCCGAGUCCUCAGGUUUCAGGACGAGUCCCCGUCUGUCACAACGGCGGGAUUUAAUCCGUCUGAGUCAUCAGGACUGACGGGGGACGAUUCUGGACCGUCAGCAGAUCAGAGGACGGGGGCCGAGACGGGGGGAGAGAAAAACAGCAGAGACACGUCAAAAACUGAAAUUAAAGAGUCCAGAGAGUCCAGAGGACGAGAAGACAGAGAGACGAGGAGGUGA